This is a messenger RNA of Nomia melanderi (Alkali bee), 1544 nucleotides long. Its product is annotated as ubiquitin-conjugating enzyme E2 S. NCBI's taxonomy places the organism in Eukaryota, Metazoa, Arthropoda, Insecta, Hymenoptera, Halictidae. The record is from RefSeq and is a predicted model, not a curated record.
UUUUUCUACCAUUGCGAGACUACAGAAUGUAGCAGCUAACGCAUUUUCUUGUUAAAAGUUAAGGAAGGUAUUCAUUUCUGUUUCUUUAAACAAUAUAUGUAUAAGUAACGUAAAUGAAGUCUGACCUUCUCUAUUGCCGCACUGUCGGUCAUCCUGUCCAACGUAUAACGAAGUAUUUAAAUUUGCUUUAACGGAGAACACAGUGUAACUAUGACGCGAAUGUGUAAUCAACUGAAAUUCAGUGUGGAACACGCCUGCAGUUUUCUCGCAUUAUUGAAACUUAUAUUUUUCCAGAUUUAACCAUUUCUUUGUUCUUUAAUUUAAUUACGAUGUUGGUGCUUCGGCAAAAGUCCAAGACGCCGGACUCCUUCUUGCUUGAAAACACACGAAACGACGAAGAAUCGACUUGUGCCUUCGAGAUUAUUGUAACUCGCACGCGAUUGGCUGUCAGUUCAAAAUGUUGGUUAUUGCAGGCGAUGCUGUGCUGAUGUUGUGACGUUAAAGAUUUUCUAACAGUAUACAUUAAAUAAUCGCGUUCCGAGCGCGUUUAGUUGAUAUUUCCUUCAAAAUUCAUUGAACAUGGCUGCUGUAAGUUCUAAAUCAAAUGUCGAAAACUUAUCCCCACAAAUUAUCCGACGAGUAGCCAAGGAAAUGAGCGAAUUAGCUGCACAACCACCCGAGGGUAUCCGUGUUAUUUUGAACGAGGAAGAUGUUACGGACAUUCAAGCAAUUAUCGAAGGACCCUCUGGUACACCAUACGCGGGUGGUUUCUUCAGAGUAAAAUUAGCUCUUGGCAAAGAUUUCCCCCAAGGACCACCAAAGGCAUUCUUCCUUACAAAGAUCUUUCAUCCAAAUGUUGCGAAAAAUGGAGAAAUAUGUGUUAAUACAUUAAAAAAGGAUUGGAAAUCAGAUCUCGGAAUUAAACAUAUAUUAUUGACUGUAAAAUGUCUCUUAAUAGUGCCAAAUGCAGAAUCUGCUUUAAACGAAGAAGCUGGUAAAUUACUUUUAGAAAGGUACGAUGAUUACUCUGAGCGAGCGAAAAUGAUGACAGAAAUACAUGCACAGGGAGGUGGGAAAGGCAGCAAAGCGGGUCUGGAAAGUUGUGCUUCCUCUGAAGUCGGAGGACCUCUCCCAAAAAAGCAUGCAGGAGAUAAAAAACUAUCGGCGGAAAAGAAAAAAAUGUUAAAAGAUAAGAAAAGGACACUAAAGAGAUUAUAAGAGAAAUCAACGUCGUUUAUCUAUCUUUUAUAAUUUAAAACACUGGUGUGGUAAUGUUGCCUCGUAUUGUACACAAUUAUUGCAUAGUAAAAGUUUAUUAUCUAAACUUGACUGAUCUUAUUAUUAAGUAUUUAGAAAAUUAAUAAUUCCAGAAGCAUUGAUGAAUGACUUCCUAAGAUGCAAACAAGUACAACUCUGUAGUGAUCUACUUUACAAUCAAGAGUGGAAAGUAAUAAAGUCCACUCUGGUAUCUAUUAGUAAAUAUUUUUACAUAUGUACAGAAUACCUCGUGUGAUUAUUUAAAUAAAUAAAGAAUGUUCUUUGAA